UACUAGGAAAUGCACCCAUUAUAUUUUGUGCUAACUAUCAGUUUGUGCUAGGGUUGUCAACUGUUCAGAAUUUUGGUUACUUUUGAAAAAUCGUUUGGAAAUAUUAUGAAAAAAUACGAGGAGGAGUUUUUUAAUUACCCCUUUUUCCUCAUUAAAAGUUUCAUUAAUUGUAUUCUGAAUUAUUUUCAUUUCCAUUAGUUUACUUUUUUCCUGUUUUCUAUUUUUGUCUCCACCCUGUGAACACUAAGAGGGCCUGAUUUAAUAAUAAUCAUUGCUGUCAAGUCCACAAUGUCAUCAGAAGCAGGAUGAUAAGGGAUGGAUGGUCUUGGAGUAUCCGGAAAUGAAAAAUUUCUGGAGGUUUUCAACCCAUCUGGAUUCAUUACUGGAUCCCAAGAGCAGUAGGCUGACACCAUAAUUGCUUGAGCUAUCCAGUUGUCUGAUGAUGAUGAUUGUCAAGAGAAGAAGAAAAUUUUCCUAAGAUUGUAGGCUUUCUUUUGCUCAUCACUGUGUUUAAGUUGUAUUUUUUCUCACAAUAUGUUCAGAAUUUAAUAUUUUGAAAGUUGAUAACCUGAGCUUGUGCAGUCUUUAAUAAUGUGACCAAAGCACGAGAUGGCUCUUGACAUAUCUAAGAUGAAUUAUCUAUAAAAAAUGUCCUGGGAUCAACUCUAGAUUUGAAUCAACUUGCCAUUCCAAUGGACUUAGAAUGAUAGGUUGCAAACCAUCUUGCAGCGUUUUCUUACGUUUAUACUAUUACUUGAACACUAAUACAGAUAUACCUUGCUUCAUGCAACUUCAUUUAAUAUUGUUUAACUCAUACAAUAUGUACUAGAAGAUUCAAUUAAUAUGCAAUGAUUCAAUAUAAUGCAGUCACUACAACUAUAAAAAUUAAAUAUGCCAAUACUUUACAGUAUUCAGUAAUAAUAUAAUUUUGCUUUAAAUUCAGUUUUAAUUAAAUUUGUUACAAAAAGUAUUUUUAUUAUUAUUAAAUUGAUGAUAAAGUUUUUAUUGUUCUUUCAGGAAUUAAAUACAUUUACAAAGAAAUACAGCAAAAGAGCUUUAAAUACUAAUUGGGAUAAAUAUGAAGAAAAAACAGAGACGUCCGAAGAAUUGGCCGGAAUGGACUUUCAAACUGCAUUGAACUGUUCAAGUAGUGCUGUUUCACAGCUAAAGUUAGAAGAAGAAAAAACUUGGGAUGAAGAAUUUUUAAAAAUUGAUUCAAAUGAUUUCACUUCAAUUAACUGUGAUAAUUUGAUUCAAGCUUUAGAAUGCAUUCCUUUUCAUGAUAGAAUGGCUAUUUCUGAAAAUUUUUUUAUGGAUAAUAUGGUGAAUGAAUUUAAUAGUGAUGCUGAACAUCAGAGAAAAAUCUAUAUUCCUCCAAAGAUAUCUAGAAUAGUUCCUAAACAAACAGAACUCGAAAAUCAGAGUCGUCAGAAAGAAAGUGAUGUAAAGAACAUAAUAGAAUCUCUUACAAAUUGCCUCAUUCUCAAAGAUGAAAUGAAGGAUGAUAAAAAUAAGAAAAAUAUGUUUGUAUCUGAGAAUGUUGAUGAUGACGACGACGACACACUAGAAAUGUUACUUUCGUUAACUGAAGAAAAGCAUAAUUCAAAGAAAGUAACACUUCCUUCCACUUCAGAAAGUACAAGUACAAAUGUACAAUUAGAAAACAAACCUGCAGAUAAACCAUUAGGUAAGUAUUCAAAUCAAUAGAGUAGUUAAUCUUAU
Molecule: messenger RNA, 1722 nt
Organism: Centruroides sculpturatus (bark scorpion)
Lineage: Eukaryota; Metazoa; Arthropoda; Arachnida; Scorpiones; Buthidae
Exons: 4
Coding region: 991-1707 (238 amino acids)
Biological process (GO): negative regulation of G2/M transition of mitotic cell cycle
Source: RefSeq, a predicted model, not a curated record